AUGGCUGACCGCAACGAACGCACGCCACUGUUGCAGCAGCGAUACAGCGAUGUGGGAGAGUCACGAACUGUCCUUCGACUAGACGACUUCCCCGGUGAUGAUCCUCGAGAAUGGCCGCGAAGGAAGAAGCUGGCCAAUGUAGCCGUGAUUGCAGGCAUGGCUGUCCUGAGUCCACUUGUCAGUUCAAUGUUUACUCCAGGUAUCUCACAGAUCGCCGACGAUCUCAAUACCUCUACAACCGCCGUCAUUGGUACAACAACCGGAUUCGUAGUCAUGCUUGGUAUUGGGCCCUUAUUUCUGGCUCCGCUAUCCGAGACGUUUGGCCGCAGGAGAAUUUACAUGACAUGCUUCUCCAUAUUCGCCCUCCUGCAGAUCCCCACAGCUCUCGCGCCUAACAUCGCAUUCCUCAUUGCCGUGCGAAGUAUUGCGGGGUUCUUUGGGAGCGUGGGAAUCGCGAAUGGCGGGGGGACAAUUAGUGAUAUGUUCGUUCCAACCGAGAGAGCUGGCGUAUUCGGCUGGUAUCUACUUGGACCCCUCCUAGGACCUACUCUGGGACCGUUGUUUGGAGGCAUCAUCAUACAGAGAUUGGGAUGGCGAUGGGUCUUCUGGAUUAUGACGAUUGUCUGCACCGUCAACACAUUGGCCGGUUACUUCUUUCUCCGCGAGACGUACGUGCCUGCUAUCCUCGCUGCAAAGAAGGCGGAACUCGAGAAAGAGACUGCUGAGUGGGACGGAUCGAAGUACUCUUAUGAAGGCGAAGACACGAGUUCGAUGCGUCGAAAGAUAUUCCGGGCAUUGACUCGGCCCGUGAAGAUAUUCGCCCAGCCUAUCGUCGCAACGAUGGCUGUCUACCAAGCUCUUGUCUUUGGCACCAUGUACAGCAUCUUCACCAAUAUGCAACCCAUCUACGGUGAGGAAGGUUACGGCUUCGACACUGAGAAAGUUGGGUUACUGUACCUUGCUCCCGGACUUGGUAGUCUCACGGCAGUAUGGUUCUUAGUUCCACGUAUCGACACGGUAUACAAGCGAUUGACCGAACGUAACAACGGCAAGGCAAAACCCGAGUUCCGUCUCCCUCUCGCCAACAUUGGAGCUGUAUUACUCCCUAUCUCACUCUUCUGGUUCGCAUGGACAGUCGAGAAGCAAGUCCAUUGGUUUGCGAGCAUCUCGAGCACUUUCUUCUACGGCAUUGGUCAGGUGAUGAUAUUGAACACCACGCAGAACUAUUAUAUCGACAGCUUUGAGAAGUAUGCUGCGAGUGCGAUAGCGGCAGGCACUGUAUUCAGGAGCUUGGUCGGCGGCGUCAUACCACUGCUCAUGCCGGCGUUGUUCGACAAUGUAGGGUAUGGGUGGGGAAUCAGUACAUUCGCGUUCGUAAGCUUGAUACUUGCGCCGGCGCCAAUGUUGUUCUUCAUGUAUGGCGAAAGGAUCAGGGAGCGAUUUAUGAUUGAACUAGAGUAA
Dothidotthia symphoricarpi CBS 119687 is the source of this 1461-nucleotide messenger RNA. RefSeq names its product MFS general substrate transporter. The transcript has 3 exons. The coding region runs from base 1 to 1461 and encodes 486 amino acids. The record is from RefSeq and is a predicted model, not a curated record. NCBI's taxonomy places the organism in Eukaryota, Fungi, Ascomycota, Dothideomycetes, Pleosporales, Dothidotthiaceae. Gene Ontology annotation, biological process: transmembrane transport. Gene Ontology annotation, molecular function: transmembrane transporter activity.